CAUAUUCCUUCAGAUAAUGUAUAGAGUUGGCAUUUAUUAAUCUCUCCAGUCUGUUUCAGGGAAGUAAUGGCCACAGCCAACUUGCAGUUUCUCUUCUCCUCCUUUCUCCUUGCAGCUCUCCUCAUUGCAGGGACUGCAACUCAUUCAGAACUUCUACAUCAACAAGGAGGCUUCAAUUCAUAUCCAUCACAAAGAGUAGUAUCAGUUCAGGGUUCUUGGGUGCUAGAACAAUGGAGAUGGAGGAUGGAGAAAAUGGGGUUCAAGAAGAGAGAUGAUAGGGUCUACAGCCCCAACAUGCACAUACAAUGAAUGCAAAGGGUGCAAGUUCAAGUGCAGAGCAGAGCAGAUUCCUGUGGAUGGUAAUGACCCAAUUCACAGUGCCUAUCACUACAAGUGUAUGUGCCAUAGGUAAU
Messenger RNA from Vitis riparia (riverbank grape), 413 nucleotides. RefSeq lists its product as uncharacterized. The record is from RefSeq and is a predicted model, not a curated record. The transcript is spliced from 3 exons. Gene Ontology annotation, biological process: positive regulation of stomatal complex development. Lineage: Eukaryota; Viridiplantae; Streptophyta; Magnoliopsida; Vitales; Vitaceae. Bases 67 to 309 code for a protein of 80 amino acids.